GGCGCUGUUGCAACCGGCAACCGCCGCCGCCGCUUGCCCCACCGCGUCGCCCCCCACCCACAUUCGUUCGACGUACCCGGCACCACAUUCUUUCUUUAUUUUUUUUACGCAUCCACACUGUAUAUUAUACACGCGCUCCUUCUCCGUUGCACCGCCCGUCUUUUUUCUCGCCGGUGUCUCGCUCCCGCACGCGGCCCAUCUCACCGUCUGUCCCUCUCGCUUGCCGCUCGGCUGCUCGUUCGGUCUUCCUGGUCUCCGCCGCCGCCGCGGACGUCCCUUUUUGCACGCGGGCAACAGGUUAAAACGUGCACAGACUCGCGCACAGCAGCGGACGCGCUGCUUACAUGGUUUCCAGACAACCGCCGCUGUCGUUAUACGCGACCGUCAGAAAAAUGUCGACGUUCGCCGGUCACGUGGACAGACACAGAGGCGUCGUCGUCAAAUCCACCAUAGCCGCCACGGAACAAGAGAAACCGGCGGAAUUCGGUCCCAAGCUUGCGAGAUCUCUAAUUAAAUGGUCGGCGGAUGAACAGGUGCACUUGGUGUGGUUCCGGAUAGCUCGUCAACAUGCGCAUUGGAUUUCUGAAUUGGCUAAAAACAAUUUCCUGUUUCACAGAACAUCACCGGACGGUAACGAACUGUGGAUGUACAAACGUUUAAGGGGUGAAAGCACAUCUACAGUAGACUCCCCUCAUACGUAUACCGGGGCAGGAGGUCUAGUGAUACGCGAUGAUCAUUUGUUAGUCGUCAAAGAGCAUAGCAUUCCAUUUUGGAAAUUGCCCGGAGGUUAUGUAAAUCCUGGAGAAAACAUCGGUGACGCUGCCAUUAGAGAAGUAUUUGAAGAGACGGGCAUCAGAGCUGAAUUCGUAUCUUUAGUGGCGUUCAGGCACGUUUUAAGUGGCAGUUUCGAUUGCGCUGAUAUGUAUUUCGUCACAAAGUUGCGACCGUUAACUUUCGACAUUGUGAUUGAUAAAGAGAUAUCAGAAGCUAAAUGGAUGAAGUGCGAAGACUUUAUGACGAGUCCAGAUGUUGGUGAACACAGCCGUUUUUUCGUCAAAACGUUUUUAGAAAAUUCUAAAAACGGCAUCACGAUGAAAGCUAGUAAGGCGAUUCAUCAACUGACCAAUAAAGAAUUUAUCAGCUACACACCAUCGUUCAGUGYACCAAUAGACUCUAGUGCAGAUAGCUAAACGCCAUUAGUGGAAACAAUUAUUUUCAAUACGUUAAUUGUUAUUAGGUGUAUGUGUAUCUUCAUUACACGCCUAUGUUAUUAUUGUUUGUGUAGGGUUAUAAUACAUAUGUAUACU
Messenger RNA from Diuraphis noxia (Russian wheat aphid), 1307 nucleotides. RefSeq names its product nudix hydrolase 6. Gene Ontology annotation, molecular function: ADP-ribose diphosphatase activity; NADH pyrophosphatase activity; NAD binding. Lineage: Eukaryota; Metazoa; Arthropoda; Insecta; Hemiptera; Aphididae. The record is from RefSeq and is a predicted model, not a curated record.